Brenthis ino (lesser marbled fritillary) is the source of this 489-nucleotide messenger RNA. The record is from the annotation of a GenBank genome assembly. NCBI's taxonomy places the organism in Eukaryota, Metazoa, Arthropoda, Insecta, Lepidoptera, Nymphalidae.
AUGCAUCGUAAAUAUAAAAGAAUCAUUGGAAGAACUGAAGCCAAACACAUUGUAAUCAUGCUGGAAAAAAUAAAUGAAGAAUCUGUACAAAUUCAAACUUUAACUGCAAACAUUGCCGAAAUUGCGAAUGGAAUAGGACGAGAUGGGCUAGAACAGAUAGACUCAAGUGACAUUCAGGAGUUGCUUGAAUCGCAAGAUGAAGAUUUGACUGAAACCGACUUGGAGGAAAUGUUAAAUCUGCAGCCGAUUGAAGAAGAGGCUUCAACAAGCACUGGAAACGUGACAUUUAAUUUGAAAAAUCUUAGAGAAGGUUUAAGAAUGGCAAAUGAGCUUUGUGAUUUUUUUAUAAAAGUUGAUCCGUCUAUGGAACGAAGUCUUAUUUUUAAGAAGCAAAUUGCUAAUGCCACUGUAAAAUAUAAGUCUGAAUUGAAGGAUCUAUUAAAUACUGCCAAGCAAGAAAAAAAAUACAAAGUUCUUGAAACUAUUGCC